This is a messenger RNA of Mugil cephalus (flathead mullet), 2499 nucleotides long. Its product is annotated as mitochondrial fission factor homolog A-like. The coding region runs from base 179 to 1045 and encodes 288 amino acids. NCBI's taxonomy places the organism in Eukaryota, Metazoa, Chordata, Actinopteri, Mugiliformes, Mugilidae. The record is from RefSeq and is a predicted model, not a curated record. Gene Ontology annotation, biological process: positive regulation of mitochondrial fission. Gene Ontology annotation, cellular component: peroxisome; mitochondrial outer membrane. The transcript is spliced from 7 exons.
GGCUAUUGGCAGCUACACACACACGUCCACACACUACUGUGGCGUCGACUCGAUCCGUGUCUCCGGGUGUCUCCUCCUCUGUGUCCGUCCCCCGGCUGAUGCUGUUUAUAUCGCAGGACAGACGGCGUUUUGACUCAUGACAUUUUAAAGCGCCGUGGCCAAACCUUUACGAGCCUGGAUGAGCGGGCCAAACUACGCCAACCCGUCUGCAGAAGAGGCUGAGAUGAACCGCAUCCAUUAUGAGUUGGAGUAUACAGAGGGCAUCAGCCAGCGCAUGCGAAUCCCCGAGACCCUCAAAGUGGCCCCGGAGAGCCAAACAGGCUCCAUGCCACAUCAGCAACCCUUACCCCAACACACCACCCUGAUGCAGGUUCCUGAAAGGAUUGUUGUUGCAGGUGAUGAUGGGGACUCUCGAUUUACUCGUCCGAACGACUUGGAUCUGAUUCAGUCCGUCCCUUCUGUCGACCUCCUGAACAUGAAGGCCCCGCCACGUGUCCUCACCCUCACAGAGCAGCCUCUGGACUCCCUAGAAACAGAUCCGACGGCCAACUCACAGAGCAAUCCCAUCCACGUGACCAACUUCCAUGCUCGGACUCGAAGGGAGCGCAGUGCAAGCGAGAACAUGUCGGUCCGUCACAGCAGUCAGAUGAUCAGAGGGGACAUCAGUGUAACCCCUUCCCCUUCUGCCCUCCCAGUCCGCUUGUGUCCUCCUCUCUGUUCCCCCGAGGACGCCAACAUCAACCUGUUCACAGCUGCUGGCUUCCUGUCUUAUAUCCAGUCAACGACACGCCGUGCGUACCAGCAGGUCCUUGAAGUCCUGGACGACAGCCAUCGCAGGACACACUUGGACCUGGUGACGGACAUAAACCCUGAUGAGUCUGGCUUGGUGGACGCCUCCUCGCUACGACGACAGAUUGUGAAGCUGAACCGGCGUCUGCAGCUGCUGGAGGAAGAAAACAAAGAACGCUCUAAGAGAGAGGUGAUCCUGUAUUCUGCCACAGUGGCUUUCUGGCUUAUUAACACCUGGAUCUGGCUCCGUCGCUAAAAGAGGACAGGACUGAGUCUCCCAAAACAAUGGAAGCCAAAGCAAUUCCUUGUUAACGUGGUAUUUGUUGAAUUACUACAUGAGUCUGUACAAACAUGUAAAGGCAACACUGGGAAUAGUUCUACCACAAUUCAGGAUUUUAGAGCAAAUUCUGUACUGAGCUUUACAAAAUUCAGGCUUAGUCCUGGCAAUGUGCUGAUCCAGGAAAACAAUGAAUAAUAAUGUAUCGAAUCAGUAUCGUUCUGACUGGUGUUCACAACUGCAGACAUGGCCGAAAAGUGGCGAACUGUUGCUACAGCACUUGCAUUAUGAUUUUUCCUGAACACCAAGAGAAAGCACAGCGCCACUACAGCUGGGUAGUUUUGCAAAGCACUUGGCAGAAGUUAGCAGCUACUUUGAUGUGAUUAGCCGAGGUUUGAUAGGUUGCUUCAGACUCCAUUUUAGGCUAAAACUAGCUGCAAAAUAGGUGAUUGUAAAACAUGUACAAUCUCUGAAUGCAUGUUGAAGUUUGAGGGGAAACUAUAAAUAGUUUGAAGUAGCCAAACAGUGCUAGCAAUAAGUAAAAAUGGUCAACCUUUAAUAAUAUGUUGUGGUUGCUUUAUGCAAAAAAAAUAAACAAAUAAAUAAAAAAAUAGGAAAAUAUUGCAGUUUGCACCAUUAAAAAAUGGAUGAAGUCUUUGCCCAAAAACACAUUUGGGCAACAGCAAGUUGGCGAACAAGGAUUUACUUAAGCCACAAAUGUUUUGGGAACCCUUCCAGAGCUGGAACUUGUAAGCUACAGGACCAAACCUCAGACCUCAUCUGUUCUGUUUGAAGUCGACUUCACUGGUUUGGUCCUGAACUUCCAUUCUCAAAGUGUCAAACAAUAAGACUAAAUCUAGAGAUGCCAUAACAUUUGCCCUGAAUGUCCUAUAAGUUUUUCAUUACCCAUGACAUUGGUGUAAGUACUUGAAUAACUUGAAUAGUCUCCUGUUGAAAAUGUUGUUUUGUCUCUAAUGCUAUUGUUUUUUUUUACCUCUUUGGCAGCCACAUGCCUCGGUAUUGUUAUGAUAUUGAUGGAGUGGUAAUAAAAAUACUAAGGCUAGGGUACAAAGUGAACUGAUAAUAUUUUCUCACGCUACUCAUAAUCUUGGAGCUUGUUGUUACCUACGAGAUUAAAAGCAUGUAGUUUUAUACAUCAUAGUGUGAUAUAAACCUUUUGUGUAUGAUGCUGUGUCAUAGACAUGAAAUAUUGAUGUCUUUGUUUUUGAACAAUGAGUUAAGCUGGUAUUUCAUGCAGGUUUUUUGUCACAUGUAUUACUGGAGUGUUCUCUGUUAAGCACUGUAGCAACUUGUACCACUUGAAGCUGGAGGUUUAAGUUAAAUAUUUGACUGUCUUUGUAAUAUAUAUGAGUACAUUCAUUGUUUGUAAAUAGCUUUGCUGUAAUAAAUGAUGGAUGUUGGUUUCUUCCUGA